GGACUCGGUCUCGGACUCAUCACUGAAUUAAUGUGUAAACAUUUGCGGUUUGAACUACUUCUUCAUUUUAUAACCUAUUCUCAUGAAAUUUGGCACACAAAAUAGAGGUAUAUGCCUAAAGAUGCGCAAGACUUUAAACUGAUGGAAUUUCUUUUCCUGACUCACUCUUUUUUUAGCCGAUGCGUAAUGUGUGCUUCAUUUCAUCCCCAUAUUCUAAUGAAUAACCUAACAUUGUCACACACUAAUAGGUCGAACAAAAUGCUCCGUGGUUCGGUAAAGUCUGUGAGAGUGAUCAAUGUGAAUUCCACUCAAAGACCCAUGAAAAGGAUCGAAGAUCUACCAGUUUGUACACUAGGCUACAACAGCGAGCAGCCAGAAGUUGCGGGCUACUACGAAAUGGACAAUUGGUACCCUCCAACUUGUCAGGUUCGUCGCUUCAGAAAUAUGGCUAAAAUGAAGAAGUGUUUCAGAAACAGGCAAUUCUUCUUCUUUGGUGAUUCCACUAUACGACAGCUACACGAGUACUAUCUCGAUACGCUGAAAUUAUCCAAAUCUUUCCUCGGAGAGGAGGGGUCUGGCUACACAGGACCAGUUUCGGGCCGAGAUGUGAGCAACAAUAUAACGAAAUUUUUCGCUUUUCAUAAGUAUCCCGUUGGCAAACAGAGUUGGACCUACGACAAAGAUUUGGAGUAUAUUGCGACGAGGAUCAACAACCUUUCAAGUUCCGGGUUUCCGGUGGUAGUUGUUUCUGUUUGGGCGCACUUUGAGUCGGCUCCUCCUGUGAUUUAUGAAGAAAGGGUCCGGGGAAUAGUACUUGCCAUGGGGAAGUUGCUUGACAGGAACAAACGAGCUGUGGCCUUAUUUAAGAGCGGCAACACGCGACAAAUUAAAUCAUUGGGCCAACAUGCUUGCUGCAGUGAUUGGUACGCGAGAGGCACUGAAGAGCGCAUGCGUAAGAUCAUCUUUCGGGACAAGAGGAUUGGUUUCAUCGAUGCUUGGGAUAUGACUCAUGCGCAGUUAUUAGCUGAUGAUGCUCAUCCCAAAGGCUCUCAUGUUGCCAACAUGAACGAUCAACUUCUCACGUUCUUAGGAUGCUCCUGAAAUGAUGUUCUGUAUUCAUGGUAUUGUUCUGUGUACAUAUUGAUAUACCUUGCCGGAUAGUAAACACAGGACGGUUGUCACCUCACCUCACCAGGCUGAGUCCAUCUACAGUUGGAUUAAGCCCUCUUCAUGAUCCUUCCAUGACGUUCUGUUCUGAGCCACAAUGGAAAAUAAGAUGUACACAGUGUGAAUGAUAAACACAAAAGCCUGUAUUGUGAACUCUGGAUUUAUUUAAACUCUAGGGCCGUUUCAUAAAGCUGUUCGUAAGUUAAGAGCGACUUUAAAAACGACUGGUGAUCCUUUCUUGUGCUAUGUGAUAGAUCCCAUGUAAUUGAUUUAUGACCUAAGAACAUGUUCCAGUCAUGCGUAAAGUUGUGCGUAACUUUACGAACAGCUUUAUGAAACACCCACCUGGGGGCCGUUUCAUAAUGCUGUUCGUAAGCUAUAAGAGCGACUUUAAGAACGACUGGUGAUCGUUUCUUGUGGUAAAUGACAUUUUCAUUGGUGAUGGUUUAGCGCGUUAGAAAGGUUCACCAGUCGUUCUCUAUGUCGCUGUCACAUUGAAAAUACAUUUUAUUUUAUUUAUUUAUUUGUCCUUUUUUUAGCAAAAUUAUUUAACCUUAUCUUGUACUCUAGCAAGGUUGCAUAGAGACAGGAAUUUGAUUUUACUCUUCAAUGAGCAGAGCUUCUUUAAUUUAGGUUGCCAUCGAUGACCAUAGCUAAUUGAAAUAGUUACUUUUGUCCAGGGCAGUGGAUUUUUCCAUGCCGUGCUUGGAUAGGUCCCUUUUGUCCCAGGUAGGGAUCCAUUCCUUUUGACCAGCUGCUUGGGAUAGUUUAGGGCAAGGGUGUGUGUGCAGUAGUUUUCCAUUAGGUUUUGGCAGACACCAUUUUUAACUUUGGUGAGCACACAGCUUAUGUGCAGUUCUGAAGCCAGUAGAGAAAUUGCUAUUUUUGCUUACCAUUCUGACGGCAUAUCUCUAGGCUUUUUUUCUUUUGGAGCAGCCUUAUUUUCCAGUUUGUGAGCUGCUAAUCUUUAUUACCUGCAUGAGGUCAGAAAGCAGUAUUUAAAUCAUUUUUUUAGCCUGUUUUGCUGAAAGUCAUCGAUGGUGCCAAGGUGGGACGUAAUUCCCCGAGACUUCUGGUUAUUGAAGCCGAGCACUUCCGAAAGUCGCGAAGGACGCCGAGAUUCCCCGAGAGUAACCGAACAAGACUUUGGUGACGUAUACACGUGAUUGUUUGUCGAACUGAAGCAGGAAUAUAUGAACUAUGAACACUGAUGAGAAUGAUAAUCUGAUGGACAUUAAUAGUUUAGAAACUUGAUUUUAUAAGGGAACUUUCAAUAUAUGUUGCUUUUUAUUUUAUCUCCUUGACUGAUGUUGAAUAUAAAUACUUGUGUUUGUGGAUGGAUCAAUACAGGAUCCUCACAGUUAAUGUUAGUGAUGAGAUGAGGCAAACGAUGGUUCAGAGGAAUAAACGAGAGUUUUUGAAAAACUCUGAUGAUAACAGUGAAGUUGAGAUUAUAUUUGAAUUUAUGAUGUUUUUGGUGAAAUGGUAAACUGCAUGGAGUUCGCAGUAUUGUUUGAAAAUGAAAUGUUUUAUAAUGAUAUGUGAUUAGAACAAAGGGUCGAGAAGCUUUUGACUUAAGUGUUAUAUUGGUUAUAUUAUAUUUGAAUGUGAGUCAGGUUAUGAGUGGAUCAGUACAGGAUCCUUCAUAGUUAGAGUGAGUGGUGUUAUUGAAAAACAAAACAAUUAUUUUGAUGAUAUGUUAAAGAUAGACCAACUUUAAACCAGGUCGAUCAAAGGUACAUUCAGUUGUAAAGAUAUAUAUAUAUAUCAGUUUUGGGUGUCUCGAGACAAGGUAAAUUUGAAGUGGAAAUAAGUGAUAUCUUUUUGAGAAUCUACAUUGUAUUUUUUUUUGGUCCUGAAUUUUAUCAGAAAGAAACCAUUUUUAUUUCUAAUUGUAAACCAACAAAAUUAUACUGAAAUAAAUUGUAAAUAAUAUCAUACUGAAUGGCACAAGUUUGACGUGAGUUUUAUUUGAGUAUAUCCAUGUGACAGUCGCUCUUAACUUACGAACAGCUUUAUGAAACACCCGCCUGGUCUAAAGUCAUGUCUAAUAAUGGUGAUAUACAAAUUGAGACACAAAUUUCUUAUAAUAUGUUUACAAUGUCAACCGACACUAAAACCAUGGAGAACUGUCUUGGAAAGAAUCUAAAUGUGUGCUUUACUCAUGGAUAAAGCCAACUGUGACACAAAUAUCUUAUAGUAUAGUAGGUUCAGUAGAUCAUUCAGAACUGUCUGGGAAAGAUGAAUAUGAUAGCUGUCUCUACCAUUCGCGAAUGAGGAUAUAUCAGCAUAAGGAACAUCUAUGUGAACAAAAUGUCGACCAUUGACUUCCUAUAAUUUAAGCAGAGUUGGACCGUGCUGAUCUAAUUCAAACUAGACUCCAGGGGCGGUAUUCUGAACAUUGUCUUUUCUCCAUAUUUUAUCUUUUCUCAGAGAUAUGACAAAAUCGGUAUUCUGGUGGAUGUCAUAAAUUUUGUCACAAAAAUUGUCAUAAAUUUUGUCUCUUCUCUUUAGCGCGCACCAAAAAUACGCGGCUUUAAAUUCGCGUAAUCCUUUUAUACAAGCAAAAGAUAUGACAAAAGUUAUGACAGGGGUAGCAGUCAUAAUUUUUGUCAUAUCUUUUCGUACCAAAUAACCCGAUACCCUGCCGACUGAAUGUCAAGCAUAUAAUGAUAUUAUUUAGAUUAGAUUGUGGUAUUAGUGUCACUCAUCAUCCAUGACAAUUUUCAAAAUUAUUUUUUCAUGGUACAAUUAGUUAGGCCCUACAUAUUAAUUCCUCCUUUUUUUUUCUCUGUUUUACCUUUUUCUCUUCUAAAUCAUUCAUAGCUCCAUGUCUCUCUAUGUAAUUAAGCGCAUCAAUGUACGCGUAGUUGCGCGAUGCCAGCAACUUUGGGGAUACGCCCUACCUGCCACGGGGCCUUCUCUCACUGCACUGGGAUCUAACGAUGAUUUUGAUUGGUUUGCUUCCGAAAAGACGGCGGAAACUUAGAGAGAUAUGACGACAGGGAAUCUUCUUCUUCUUCUAUAUCCUUCCUCCGCUGUAUCGGAGAUCCGCAGUUUAAUACUGCAUUAAUAUUAGCGUUACAUAUUUUGACGUGAGAGUAAGGUAGACCGAGAGAGGUGAAUCUUAUGCAGGAAAUUUAAGACAAGUAGGUUGAGGUCAUUUCUGGAGGAAUCUGUUAAUUCGACGUCAGGUAGAAACAGGACGGAAACGGUAAAUUGUUGAGGUUCUUGAUCAUUGAAAUGCUCAGAAAAAUACUGCAGUUCCUCGUCUUCUUUUAUUAAGUUUAGAAGUGUUUUCCUGUGUGUGCUAAACGCUGGGCAUUCUCCAACAAAAUGUAUGGUAGGGGGUCCUAAAGCUGCGCGGGUCCUAAAGCUACGCACCACUCAUCGCGCAUACAGUUUUUAUGGCAAAUAAGCACUCUGUGUGUGGAACUGUGACUGCAGAGUGACGAACGAUUCCUAUUCAAUUUUUUCUUCAGAGGCUGCAGUAAAAUCUCUAAAUGCAGAGAAACCAACAACUGUUUGGAAUUUUGGAGUUAUAUUCGCUUAAAUUUCAUUUUAUCCUAUAAUAAUAUGAAUGUAUUUUAGAAAUUGAGGCACAAGAAAUACUAUUUUUUUGCAUGAUAAAUCGAGUGCGUAGCUUUAGGACCCCUUCUACAUCGGGUGGCGAAAUCAAGAGGUGUUCGGAAAACUCGGCGGGAUUUUCGUAUUAGUGAGUUUUGCGAUAUUUUCUUCUUGGUUAAUGAUCUUUAGAAUGUUUGCCACAAAUUAGUGAAAGAUAUUUGUUGAAAUAUUAAAAUUGAAAUAUUAAAAUUGGGGUAGUUUUUAUUGUUUGAAAACAAAGUGCGUAGCUUUAGGUCCCCCCAUCAUACAACACUUUCCAGUUCGGAGUGGCAGAACUUGCAGGACUUUGUGGCACUUUGAUUCAGAGACAAUAACCUUCUAUUCGUUGGGUAUUCGUUGGGUAUGUAUGAAUAGACAAUGUUCAGGAUACUGAUUUGUGACAAUCAUAGCGGUGUCACAUCUCGGAGAGAAAUGACAAAAUUUAUGAUAAUUUUAGUUAUGACAGUGUUCCAGAACACCACCCCAAAAUACGGGAAGCAGUGACUAUAUAACCACAAAAGGGGGAAAAAUGCCCCUCAUUGUCGCAGUUGAAUGUAUUUCAUCACAUUAAUUAUAUUGGAUAGCUCAGAAUGGAAUACCAGAAAUUAAUAUUGCAAGAGUUUUGGCAAGACAGCACCUCCGCAAACAUAUUCAAGAGUGAGGUGCAACAUGUCAGACUAUGUUAGUCUGCAUUUGUUUGUAAAUAUGAAAAUAUUAUAUAUAUGUUGGCUUUUUUUACCACAACUUCAACGGUGGAUACUCAGCACUCAGCAUUCAAGUCCACAAUACAGUACGACAAUACACCACAGGUGGUAUGUACUUAUAUAGGAAGAAGAAGAAGAAGAAAUAUUCCACGAAUCGCAGAUGAGUGGAAUGUUGGCACUAACGAGUGGAAUAUUUCUGGUCAGGAUCGAGGGCUGUGAUUACAAAGGUUUGUAAAAAAAAAAAAAAAGAUUGAUUAUUUACUGA
Messenger RNA from Lytechinus pictus (painted urchin), 5742 nucleotides. Its product is annotated as NXPE family member 3-like. The record is from RefSeq and is a predicted model, not a curated record. NCBI's taxonomy places the organism in Eukaryota, Metazoa, Echinodermata, Echinoidea, Temnopleuroida, Toxopneustidae. The coding region runs from base 112 to 1101 and encodes 329 amino acids. The transcript has 2 exons.